GGAGCAACCGGCUGCCUGCCUGUCAGUCCUGUCUGGUGUGUGCACCGCGCGUCCGCGCGUCCGCCUGGCUGCCUUCGUCUCGCCCAGAACGCGUAGGCGCAGCAACAAACUAGGAAGCAACACCCAGCUGCCUCGGCGCAACCCGUCCUCUUCUACUCCAGAGGCACCUCGGCAUCCGCCGACCGGUUUCCGAGAGGUUUGCUGGAGUGCACCAGCGGUGGGGCAGCAAAUCUGUAACUGACACACGAUGAAUCAGGAGGCGAAGGACUCGAGGCCCUCAAGGUCUCCCAGCGAGCCAAACCUCUUCCUGCAAUGGGGCAGCCGGAAGAGGCUGCGAUGCGUCAAGACGCGUGACGAUGGCUCGCCAUCGCCGUCGCCGUCUGAAGGUCUUAGACGCGCCAUACCCCGUGCUACUAGGCCCCUCCUUGGAGCUGACAUUGCGGCAUUCCGGCGCCCUAGCACCUUUAACCGCAGGUGUAGUUUCACCGCUUUGUUUUCACUGCCCACUACAACUACAAUAUACAUGAGCAAGUGCCCUGAGCCCCAGAGGCCCCUGAUACAUUAUGCAAAAUGCCUUUCUGUCAGCAGGAAAUCAGAUUCACUAGUGAACGAGUACAGGCACUCGAUGGCGCUAUCGCUGGAGAAGGACAAGUAUUACACAACGAGGGGUUCACCGUUCGAUGGAAACGGGUUCGACUUUGGUAGCAUAGCUGAGGAGAAGGGAACCACCGCGUUGCCUAGAUUCUUCGUAGCAUUGUCGAACAAGGAGAAGGAGGAGGACUUCAUGGCAAUGAAGGGCUGCAAGCUGCCACAGAGGCCAAAGAAGCGGCCCAAGCUGAUGCAGAAGUGCUUGCUUGUAAUGCUCACUCCACUGAUUCAGUCUGUAAGUUUUCACUUCCAUUGCUAUGACCAUGCUCAUCCUUUUGACCCUGCCUUCUGCUUUAUUUCUGGACGAACUAUAGAUGGUGAGCCCAGGAGCUUGGUUAUCAGAUUUGUCGCAUGAGAGAUAUGAAGUUAGAGAGAAGAAGAGUUCUAAAAAGAGAGCUAGAGGCUUGAAGGCUUUGACCAUGGAGAGUGAUUCAGAGUAGAGGUCGAGGCAAAUGAAUUUUUGGGCUUGACUUCAGCUGGUGGCAAAAAACUGUAGUUUAGGUGGCACUGCCUGCUGCUUAUCAGACAAACCUCAGCAUCUAAUUUGGUGCUAUGAGUGCUCUGAUCAAGAUCUAUUGAUGUCAACAGCAAAGAGCAUGUUAGAUUCCUGAUCUAGUGGGAAACCUGCAGCUCCAUCUGUGGGCACCUUUGUGAGAAACAAUGGAAGCUGGAUAGUGGAUACAGUAUAUGGUUUCUCAAAAUUAUAUAGGGAGGAAUGUUCAGCCGUUCAGAAACAAUGAAAGCUGGAUGUUGGCUGAGAAUCAAUGAAUUAUGAUGUUUAAUUGUCAUAAACUUGUAGCUGUAAGAUCUAUGGUGAAUACAGAACACUCAAUCAAGACUGAUCAAUGGCGCUCCCUCCCAAAUCCUAAUAGCGCUCUAUAGCCGCCAACCGCCACCGGCUCCGCUCUCGGCCGGCCUCCCCAGUCCGCACCACCUACCCCCACGCUCCAGUCCCGGGCGCUGCUCCGCCUCCGCUCCUCUCCCUCCUCCCUCCCCCCGCGCGGAACCGGAUCCAAGCGAGUCCGGCCUGGAGGAGAAUAUUUGUGUUUAUGCACACCCCAACGUUGACUCCUCUAAAAUGCCCGGCAGAGAGAAAAACUGGUGAUGUCAGAUGGGCAUUUUAUUAAGGAGCCAACUUAGGGUGUGCGUAAACCCUAAAUAUUCUCUUGGUGGUGGUGGAAACCCUAGCUGUCGAAUCCGCCGCCGGCGAGACGGCUGCCGCCCAGGCGCCUCAGCGGAAGAAAGAGACGCUCCAUGAGCUGCUCUCGAGGCACAAG
Molecule: messenger RNA, 1925 nt
Organism: Zea mays
Lineage: Eukaryota; Viridiplantae; Streptophyta; Magnoliopsida; Poales; Poaceae
Exons: 3
Coding region: 248-1003 (251 amino acids)
Source: RefSeq, a predicted model, not a curated record